CGAAACACAAGUCACUUCAUCGUUGGACUACUCAUUCAAAUUUCAAGCUCCAAGACUCUCCAAGAGCGGUCACCUAAGCAUUUUGCCAGCGAGGGUCUACAAUGCUGGGUAUUUGUCUCCAUACGAAUGUCCUCGCUGAUUUCUGAACGAAUCUCAGUUGUCGGUCUCACCGGGGGUAUCGCAACUGGCAAAUCAACCGUGUCCACCCUCUUCAAGUCCCGGGAGAUACCCGUCAUCGACGCAGACGUCCUCGCACGAGAGGUGGUGCAACCAGGAACAAAAGGGCUCACUGAAAUCGUCGCAUCCUUUGGCUCUGAAGUGCUGUUCCCAGAUGGUACCCUCGACAGAAAGAAACUCGGUGCUAUUAUCUUCAAUAACGAAGUGAAGCGGAAGAAAUUGAAUUCUAUCAUCCAUCCUGCUGUUUCGCGUGCCAUUCUUUGGAAUGUGUUUUGGUGCUGGUUGAGAGGAGAGAAGUUAUGCAUUGUGGAUGUCCCCCUUCUGAUAGAAGGAGGGCUGUGGAAAUGGAUGGGGAAAGUCGUCGUGGUGUAUUGUUCAGCAGACAUUCAGUUGCAGAGGCUCAUGGCGCGCGAUAGUUCAUCCCGCGAGGAUGCUUCAGCACGCCUUAAUUCACAGCUUCCUAUAGCGCAGAAAGUAGAGUAUGCCGAUAUCGUCAUUGAUAAUUCUGGCACUGUACAUGAUCUGGAACAACAAGUUCGUCUGUGUCUUGUGAAGCUAGAACGGACAGCUGGGUGGUCGUGGAGACUCAGUUGGCUCUUCCCUCCAUUCGCUUUAGUUUCCAUGCUAUGGACGUUGGGAUGGAGGUCUGUGAAACGUUCGCGAUGACAAACUCGGAAGCCACUCGAGGGAAGUUAGAUAUCACGAUGCAUAGACAUUCAAUGUAGUCCGAAAUAGGUGUCACAAAACAUUGA
Molecule: messenger RNA, 929 nt
Organism: Suillus bovinus
Lineage: Eukaryota; Fungi; Basidiomycota; Agaricomycetes; Boletales; Suillaceae
Product: dephospho-CoA kinase-domain-containing protein
Exons: 2
Coding region: 127-843 (238 amino acids)
Biological process (GO): coenzyme A biosynthetic process
Molecular function (GO): ATP binding; dephospho-CoA kinase activity
Source: RefSeq, a predicted model, not a curated record